This is a messenger RNA of Jaculus jaculus (lesser Egyptian jerboa), 1723 nucleotides long. Its product is annotated as carboxylesterase 1E-like. NCBI's taxonomy places the organism in Eukaryota, Metazoa, Chordata, Mammalia, Rodentia, Dipodidae. Gene Ontology annotation, biological process: lipid catabolic process. The transcript has 14 exons. The coding region runs from base 1 to 1689 and encodes 562 amino acids. Gene Ontology annotation, molecular function: carboxylic ester hydrolase activity. Gene Ontology annotation, cellular component: lipid droplet; endoplasmic reticulum. The record is from RefSeq and is a predicted model, not a curated record.
AUGUGUCUCUACGCUGUAGUUCUGGUGUCUCUUGCAGCUCUCACAGCUUGGGCAGGGCACCCAUCCUCACCACCUGUGGUGGACACUGUGCAUGGACGAGUCCUGGGGAAGUACGUCAGUUUAGAAGGAUUCACACAGCCUGUGGCCGUUUUCCUGGGUGUCCCCUUUGCCAAGCCGCCUCUUGGAUCCCUGAGGUUUACUCCACCGCAGCCUCCAGAGCCAUGGAGCUUCGUGAAGAACACCACCUCCUACCCUCCUAUGUGCUCCCAAGACACAGUGGCAGGACAGAUAGUCAAUGACCUGCUAACCAACAGAAAGGAGAAAAUCCCUCUCAAGUUUUCUGAAGACUGUCUUUAUUUAAAUAUUUACACUCCUGCUGACUUGACAAAGAACAGCAGGCUGCCGGUGAUAGUGUGGAUCCAUGGAGGUGGACUGGUGUUGGGUGGGGCAUCAACCUAUGAUGGACUGGCUCUCUCUGCGCAUGAAAAAGUGGUGGUGGUGGCCAUUCAGUACCGCCUGGGCAUCUGGGGAUUCUUCAGCACAGGGGAUGAACACAGUCGAGGGAACUGGGGUCACUUGGACCAGGUGGCUGCACUGCGCUGGGUCCAGGACAACAUCGCCAACUUCGGAGGGAACCCAGGCUCUGUGACCAUCUUUGGGGAGUCAGCCGGAGGCGAAAGUGUCUCUGUUCUUGUGUUGUCUCCUCUGGCCAAGGACCUCUUUCACAGGGCCAUUUCUGAGAGUGGCGUGGCCCUCACUGCUGGCCUGGUCAAGAAGGACACCAGGCCCCUGGCUGAGCAAAUUGCUAUUACUUCUGGGUGUAAAACCACCACGUCUGCUGUCAUGGUUGACUGCCUACGCUGGAAGACAGAGGAUGAGCUCUUGGAGACCACUCUGAAAUUGAAUCUUUUUAAGCUGGAUCUCCAUGGAGACCCCAGAAAGAGCCAUCCCUUUGUGCCAACUGUGAUUGAUGGAAUACUGCUGCCAAAGGCACCAGAAGAGAUUCUGGCAGAAAGGAAUUUCAACACUGUCCCUUACAUUGUGGGGAUCAACAAGCAGGAGUUUGGGUGGAUUCUGCCAAAGAUGACUGACUACCCACCCUCUGAAAUAAAAUUGGAUCAGAAAACAGUCACAUCCCUCCUGCAGAAAGCCUCUUACAUUCUCAACGUCCCUGAGAAAAUGAUUCCAGUUGCCACUGAGAGGUAUUUAAGAGGUUCAAAUGACCCAGUGAAAAAUAGAGAGCUGCUUCUGGAGUUGAUUGGGGAUGUGGUGUUUGGUGUCCCAUCUGUGAUCGUGUCCCGUGGCCACAGAGAUGCUGGAGCCCCCACCUACAUGUACGAAUUUCAGUAUUGUCCAAGCUUCUCAUCAGACAUGAGACCCAAGACGGUGAUAGGAGACCACGGGGAUGAAGUGUACUCUGUCUUUGGUGCCCCAAUUUUAAGAGAGGGGGCCUCAGAGGAGGAGCUCAACCUCAGCAAGAUGGUGAUGAAAUUCUGGGCCAACUUUGCUCGGAAUGGGAACCCCAAUGGGGAGGGACUGCCCCAUUGGCCAGAGUAUGACCAGAAGGAAGGCUACCUACAGAUCGGUGCCACCAGCCAGCCAGCCCAGAGGCUGAAAAGUGAGGAAGUGACUUUCUGGACUGAGCUCCUAGCCAAGAAGCCACUCCACACACAACACACUGAGCUGUGACCAGAUGGCUGUGCCAGCUUUGGAACCAGAAGAG